GGCACGCAGAACUGUGUGCCUGUGAGUGGUGUGUUAGUGGUCAGUGUGUGUUUGGCUGUCUUGCAUGAUUGUGGUUAUUUUUUCUUUUUUCUGAAAAUAAGAAGAAACUCUUGAGGAUAUCAAAAAUAAUGGGGCCUCUUCCUGUGAGCGGCCAGGAGUGUCCUGGCCGGCAGGCUGAUUGUUAGCCAUGCUGCGACAGCAAGAACCCACGGUCAGCACCCUGCAUCUGGUGGCCAAUGAUAUGACUGAUAUCAUGGAGAAUUUGGACACACGAGAACUCGAAAUUGGAGAUGGGGAAGAGGAGUUUGAUGGGCAGGACCCUAAUAGUUCAGAAAACAGAAUCCCCUUCUCAGCUGUGUAUAAAACGAAGGGCUUCAAAGAAUCUGGAGCACGUGUGUUUCUUACAGCACUUCCUAUUACCGCUAAAAUCCUGGAGGUGGAACGUUUCACUUCUGCCCAAGAUCGCUUCAACAUCACCUCACAGAGAAGCGUUUCGAAGGUGCUUCCUGCAGUGUUUAAGAUAGAGUUGAGGCACGGAAACUUCACUUGGAUGGUGAAGAGGAAGGAGAAACAUUUUAUGGAGCUUCACAGGGAACUCCGCACCUACAAGACUUUCAUCAGAAUUCCACUGCCCACCCGAAGUCAUGCAGAACGGAGGCAAACUAUAAACAGGAACCUUGAACGGAAUAUGCCAAAUCUACCCCGGGGAGGAGGGGAAGAACUGGCUAGGGAAGAGCAAGUCUCCAGUCGAAAAAGACAACUUGAAGACUACUUGAAUAGGCUGCUGAAAAUGCCAAUGUAUAGAAACUACCAUGCAACAAUGGAAUUUAUUGAUGUGAGUCAGAUGUCCUUCAUUCAUGACUUGGGACCAAAAGGCUUGGAGGGCAUAGUUCACAAAAGGUCAGGGGGUCACCGUAUUCCUGGACUGAACUGCUGUGGCCACAGCAAAAUGUGCUACCGCUGGUCCAAACGGUGGCUGGUGGUGAAGGACUCUUGUCUUCUCCUCAUGAAGCCGGACACAGGUGCCAUCUCAUUUGUGCUGCUGAUGGAUAAGGCAUUUAGCAUCAAAAUGGAAACUAAAGACACUGAGACAAAACACGGUGUCCGUAUAGACAGUCUGUCCAGGACCCUGGUACUGAAGUUCACAAGUUACCGUCACGCCCGCUGGUGGGGGCAGGCCCUUGAUGAAUUUGUGCGGAAGUACGGCAGUAAUUUCCUGAAGGAUCAUCGCUUUUCUUCCUUCGCCAAAGAACAGAAGAACAUUCAGUCGAAAUGGUAUGUGAAUGGGAAACAGUACAUGGAGGACGUGGCGAAUGCACUGGAGGAGGCAGAGGAGGAGAUCUUUAUCACAGACUGGUGGCUGAGCCCUGAGAUCUUCCUCAAGAGGCCGGUUGUCGAAGGCAACCGCUGGCGACUUGAUUCCAUUCUGAAACGGCAAGCACAAAAAGGUGUGCGGAUCUUUGUGAUGUUGUAUAAGGAGGUGGAACUGGCUCUUGGGAUAAACAGUGAAUACAGCAAACGAACACUACUUCAGCUUCACCCUAACAUCAAGGUAAUGAGGCACCCUGACCACGUGUCCUCUUCCGUCUACCUGUGGGCGCAUCAUGAGAAGAUUGUAGUUAUCGACCAAUCGGUGGCAUUUGUGGGAGGCAUUGACUUGGCAUAUGGUCGCUGGGAUGAUAAGGAGCAUCGGCUGACUGACGUAGGGAGUGUAACCAGGACUCUUCCUGUGUCUACAGAGAACGCCACUGAAGCUUCUCCCGCAACGGCUGCUCCAGCAAACGGGUCCAGCAUGGUGCACAGCAAAAGUUCUGUCAUGGACAGUGUAGACCAACCGAAACUAAAAAGACAUGGGAAGACCAAGAAGCUCCGUUUCAGCAUCCGUAAGCACCUGCAGAAACAUGGGUUGGCGCCUGCUGACAGUGUGAGCAGUGUGGAGAGCUCGGAAGAAAAGACAGAGGCAGUGCAGGAUCUGCAAGCGGACUUCAUCGGUCUGAUGGGAAACACACGGUUCUGGCAUGGCAAAGACUACUGCAAUUUUGUACACAAGGACUGGAUCCAGCUGGAUAAACCUUUUGAUGAUUUCAUUGACAGGCACAUAACUCCCAGAAUGCCUUGGCAUGACAUCGCCUCCGUGGUGCAUGGGAUGGCCGCCAGAGAUGUUGCUCGCCACUUCAUUCAGCGCUGGAAUUUUACAAAGAUCAUGAAGCCUAAAUACAGGUCCCUCUCCUAUCCGUACCUCCUUCCUAAAUCUCACACUACUGCGAACGAAAUUAAGUACCAGGUCCCUGGCUGUACCCCGACAAAUGUUCAGUUGUUGCGGUCAGCUUCAGACUGGUCAGCGGGUAUAAAAUACCAUGAAGAGUCGAUUCAUACGGCUUACAUCAACGUUAUUGAACACAGCAAACACUAUAUCUACAUAGAGAACCAGUUCUUUAUAAGCUGCGCUGACAGCAAAGUCGUUCACAAUAAAAUUGGAGACGCCAUCGCCCAGAGGAUCAUAAAAGCCUAUCAGGAGGGUAAAAAGUACCGUGUGUAUGUGGUGACUCCUCUACUUCCUGGGUUUGAGGGGGAUAUCAAUACUGGAGGGGGCAGUGCCAUACAGGCAGUCAUGCACUUCAACUACAGGACCAUGAUUAGAGGAGACUGCUCCAUCAUCUCACAGCUGAAGAAAGAGAUGGGUGAUCAGUGGAUGAAUUACAUCUCAUUUGGGGGUUUGAGGACCCACGCUGAUCUCGAAGGAAGACUGGUGACUGAAUUGAUAUAUGUGCACAGCAAGAUGCUCAUUGCCGAUGACAACACUGUCAUCAUUGGUUCUGCCAAUAUCAAUGACCGCAGCAUGCUGGGUAAGAGAGACAGUGAGGUGGCUGUCAUUUAUGAGGACAUUGAGACCGUGAGGUCAGUCAUGGAUGGCGAGGAGUAUCAGGCCGGACGCUUUGGACUGAGUUUGCGGCUGGAGUGUUUCAAGAUGAUUCUUGGUGCAAACACAGACCCCAGCAUUGAUGUCACUGACCCAAUCAGCGACCAGUUUUACAAGGAGGUGUGGAUGACCACAGCUUCCCGCAAUGCCACCAUCUACCAAAAGGUGUUCCGCUGCUUGCCAUCCAGUGAUGUUCGAACAAUUCUGGAGUUGGAUGUCUUCCUCUCAAAGCCUGGCUUGGAGAAGGAGGACCCUGUCCGUGCUCAAGAGGAGCUGAAAAAGAUUCGGGGCUUCCUAGUCCAGUUUCCUCUCCAGUUCCUUAGCGAGCAGAACCUUCUACCACCCAUCGGAUCAAAGGAAGGCAUGGUGCCCAUGGACGUCUGGACAUGAGAUCAGAACCUGUCCACAUCACCAGGCUUACAAGAAACUGCAUAUCUAGCAGAUGUACCUGGCAAAUGAGGAACAAUUUCACUAGUUAUAUCAUAUAAUGAGCACUUCUGAGACACAGAAGGAGAUUUGGAGGAGUUUUAGCCAUCACUUGUUUACCCAUCUGGGAUUAUGGACAACACCAGACUGGAUUAUUUCGUCUUUAUUCGAAGCUUGAAUGUCUGAAUGUUUUGUAUAGAGUCUUAACACUAUGCAACUUCAACUAAUACUAUAUUAUGAACUAUACUCUCAAGUCCUACAAGAUGGUGAGAUGGAGGCUUUUUUUGACAAGUCUAUUAUAUAUUAUUGUAGAGUUUUGUGCUCCGUUAAAUGCACUACUGAGUUCAAGCUAUUCUCUAUAUUGAAGUGCCAACUAUCAACUUCUAUCUUUCUUUAUGUAUCUUCUGUCUUUUCUCUAUAUGCAGUGCAAAGUAUGCAACAUUCCCUGUCUUUCUAAAUACUGUACUAUAUCUCAAAGUAAUUUAUUGGUCUGUGAUGGUGGAUGUGGUCCAUGAUUGUUGUUUUCUUAUGGUACAAAUUGCCAUGUUUUGGUGGCCUUAUAUAUUUUUUGUGUCCCCCAUCUUAAUGCUGAGUGAACUUAAAUCGACCAAAGCUUCUGUCUUUAAUGAAAUAGCCUAAUCGGGUUUCUUAUAAAGAAUGACAAGUUUUUCGAUUUUAUUCCCAUUACUUGCCCAUUCUUUACAGUAUAGUGUAGAAACGGCUAUGCUUGUGACUCUUCUGAAGUUUACGAACUAAUUUUUGAAGUAAUGAAACCAUGACUCAUAUAUUCCAUGUAGAGGUAUUUGCAAACAGUUUAAGUUUUAAAUAAACUGUUGAAGUUAAAGAUUUACAUAUCAUUGUAAAAAUCACAUUUUGUUUAAAGGUGCACUCAGUAAUUUUUUCCUCAUUAGAAAAAGGUUUACUCCUAAAGACAUGAAUUGUAAUUUUGCAAUAUAUGUAGGAAAUCAUGAGCACUCACAUUAAAAUUAAGACUCCAGUCAUAUCAGUAACCUUAUAAAAGCUGUUUUAUCUACAUGGAGAGGGUCCGCACAUGGGGGCUGCCAUGUUAGAAUCACAUGACCAGCUGAAUACUACUCGCUUAAUCUCAGUAAGUGUCCUGUUAUUUGACACUUUCACUCAUUGAUUAAAUUAAUCAUGGCUGACUGUGAAUACUAAAUUUCUACAAUAGCAUCUGAAACUGAAAACUAUUGCUUUUAAAUGAUGCUACAUCCAAGCCGCUAGGUGUCAGUGUAAAUCCAAGAUUACACAAAGACAAACGUUACUGAGUGCACCUUUAACUGCUCAUAAAGCAUGUGCUAAAGUCUGCACUGCUAACUGUGUAUCUGCACUUUUACAGUAAUUCAGGAAUUGAUCAGAUAUAUCUGAUAUUUUAUUUUCCAUUCAGUUUUCUUCUUUUCCUUCAUGUCUUUCUUCCCUUUCCCCAUAAACUGCAUUUUAUUUUGCACACAAUAUGUCUUGUCAAGAAUGCAAAUGACGUGUUGAGAUGUGUAUGAAAUAUAUAUGCAUUGAUGUAAUGCAGAUGAUUAAACAGAAUGAUUUUCACAC
Messenger RNA from Myxocyprinus asiaticus (Chinese sucker), 4912 nucleotides. RefSeq names its product phospholipase D1-like. The transcript has 26 exons. Gene Ontology annotation, molecular function: phosphatidylinositol binding; D-type glycerophospholipase activity. The coding region runs from base 188 to 3310 and encodes 1040 amino acids. Gene Ontology annotation, biological process: regulation of microvillus assembly; phosphatidic acid biosynthetic process; cell motility. The record is from RefSeq and is a predicted model, not a curated record. NCBI's taxonomy places the organism in Eukaryota, Metazoa, Chordata, Actinopteri, Cypriniformes, Catostomidae.